Hydractinia symbiolongicarpus is the source of this 2980-nucleotide messenger RNA. RefSeq lists its product as uncharacterized. The transcript is spliced from 2 exons. The coding region runs from base 137 to 2236 and encodes 699 amino acids. Lineage: Eukaryota; Metazoa; Cnidaria; Hydrozoa; Anthoathecata; Hydractiniidae. The record is from RefSeq and is a predicted model, not a curated record.
AUUAAAUAUUCUGACAUCAUUGGGGCAUAUGUUGAAAAAAACAGCAUGUGAGGAGAUAGUGUCAAAAGGUUUGAGAAAGUGAAAGUUUAAACGAAAUUAAAAACAACAUUAAAAAGAUAGCAAUUUUUUUAUUAAAAUGGGCUGGUGUGUUGUUGUUGGUUGUAGUAAUAAUACUUUUACAAAAAAUAGAGAAAAAAAUAUCAGUUUUUUUCGUUUUCCGUCAAAUAUUACCUUGAAAAAGAAAUGGUUAGCUAACAUUAAAAGAGAAAACCCACCUAAAGAGGCGAAGAUUUGUCAUCAGCAUUUUGAGAAUUCAUGUUUUACAAGAGAUUUACAGAACGAACUUCUUAACAAACCACUCAGACGUUUGCUCAAAGAUGACGCUGUUCCAACUUUAUUUCCUCACAACUCAGGAAAACAACCACAAAAGCGAAGAUCCAGCAUUCUAAGAGAGGAGACUGCAGUCAAACGAAAACUAUGUGAAGAUGCAAUCAUUCACAAUGAAGAAGUUGAACACUUGGAACUUGAGAUGAAUUCUAAAGGUACACAAGCUGUCUUUACACCUGAAACAAAUUGUGUAUCUACUCAAACGGAAAAACAAAGUAACGCAAAUAAAGUGAAUGUUGCAGUUCAAUGUGAUUAUAAGCCCAUUCAAGUUGCAGCUAAUAAUGACCUUAAUGAAAUCACUUGUAGCAGUGAUUCAGAAAGUAGUUACACCGAAACUGAUUGUGAGUAUCUAAAUGAAAGUGAAUAUAGCAGUGAUCAUGAAUAUAAUAUCAACACGCAAGUUCCUCAAAAAGCAGCUUUCAUAGUAUAUUGGUCAUCAUUAUUGGUAUUCUUUCAAAGAUGUUUAACUUGUUCAAUGCCUGCUUUCGUGAAAUGCUUCAGUACAAAGGGUUCUCAGCUAAUGGUAAAAUUGCUCUGUGUGAAUAAUCACAAUAAUACCUGGAGGUCUCAACCAAUUAUCAAUCGGUAUUCACAGGGAAACUUAACGCAAGCAGCAGCGGUACUUUUUAGUGCAAAUACGUUCAAACGAAUGGCUAAAUAUUUCAACCUUGCAAGCAUUCAAUGGAUAACUAAAACUAGUUAUUACACAAUUCAAAGAAAAUUCUUAGCAGGAGUAGUGCAUGAAAAUUAUUCUAGAAUGAACACAAAAUUAAUAAAUGAAAUAAAAUUAAUGGGUCCAUGUCAUCUCAGUGGCGAUGGAAGAUGUGACAGCCCUGGCCACAAUGCAAAAUAUCUUACUUAUUCACUAAUGAACCAGAAGACCAAUGAAAUUAUUGCAUUAUCAAUCACUCAGGUGUCUGAAGCAGGGAAUUCUUACAGAAUGGAAAAACUAGGGUUUACUAAAGCUCUUACCUACUUGAAGAGUCAAAACACUGUAAUAGAACAGAUAACAACAGAUAGGCAUAAACAAAUACGAAAGUAUAUAAGAGAAGAACAACCUGAUAUUGAUAUUAUCCUUCGAUUUGACAUUUGGCACUUUUGCAAAAACAUUAAAGCAAAACUUGUAGAUGCCAGCAAAAAAUCUUCCUGCAACAUUAUCCAGAAAUGGAUAAAAUCUAUUUGUAAUCAUCUAUGGUGGGCGUGUGCUACUUGUAAUGAAGACGAGGAGCUUUUGCCUGAAAAAUGGAUAAGUGUUUUAUUUCAUAUCCAAAACAAGCACAAAUGGAUAGGCAGUAAUAAGUUCACGAAAUGUGAGCACCCUCCUUUGCCAAGAAAAAAAGCAAAAGCUAAAGAAUGGAUUGAAGCAAAUUCCGACGCAUUUCUUGCUUUGCAGUCAAUAGUUUUAAAUAAAACGCUAUUAACGGACUUAAAACAUCUUACAAGAUUUUCUCACACAGGUACAUUGGAAGUGUACCAUUCUUUGUACAAUAAAUGGGCACCAAAAAGUCAACAUUUUUCACAUCUUGGAAUGAUCACUAGAAGCCAGUUGGCAGUUUUAGAUUUUAACAAAGGUAGCAACUUGGAACAAACAACUACAAGUGGAGGAGAAAAAAGAUAUAAUGUUAAUUUUUCCAAAAUCACUGGAACAUGGUCAUCAAAACCAAUUAAAGCUGAUAAAAACAAUUCAUAUUUGCACAAAAUGGUUGAACAGACCCUUGAAUGCGCUUCAAACGGAUUGACACUAGAGCUUCCAAAAGUGCUACAAAACCUGCCAAAGAACAUUGCUAAAACUCCCAAGCCGAACAAAAAAGAGCUGAUCACAAACCAGGUCUCCAGAUUUCAGAAAUAAAACUAUUUUUUUAAAGACAUUUAUAUUUAAUUCAACAUAUUAAAUAUAAAGAUGACACAAGUCUUAAAUUUCCAUGUUAGUCUUUCUUUCCUUCGGAGUAAGGAACAUAAUUAUUAUCAAGCUCUGGAUAUAAGUUUCGUAUUUCCCACAAGGCACAAGACGGAAUAACACGUCGAUUUCCUUUCCCCAAAUGUUGGUACAGCCACCAUGUAAACUGUUUGUAUGCAGCAUAUCGCAUUGACCUAUUUUUUAUGUUUUCUUCUAAAUGGUCUCCUUUUGAUUCGUGUAAUCCAACAAGAACAUUUUUUAAAACGUCUGCAUUCAAACAGAGUGUCUUAAAUUGGUCUAAUUGUGUUACACAUAGUUGCUGUUCAAUUUUGUCUUGCAAAGCCCCAACUUCUUGGCAACACAAACAAUCAAUAUCUCUUUGCUCUACUUUACAUUUUCCACAGGUGCACCACUCUGUAUUUCCAGUUCUUGUCUUUUCUUCUGCUGAAACUUCAUCAUUAGUUAAAUCUAAAAAUUCUUCCUCAUCUGAAGCUGCUGACUCAGAGGAAGAGAUAUCUAUUUCUGGUUCAAAAAGAUAUGGUUUCAACGACUUCAUCAUUCCUUCCAUUUUUUCAACAUCUUCAUCUUCACUUUCUUGUUCAAAAAAUAUUUCAUCAUUUGAAAAAUUUUCUGAGUCAGACAUUUUUUAAGUAUAGUUUAAGUGUGGGUUGUUUUCUGUUUUUAAACUCUUUUCAG